CUCGGCGCCGCCCGUCCGGCGACAGCCGCGCCGGCCAUGGAGCCGCCCGUGGCCCCUCAGGAGCAGCCGCCGCGCCCGCGCUCGCACACGGUCACCACCACCAGCAGCUCCUUCACCGCCAACCUGUCGGCCAGCUCCAGCACCCUCGCCUACGACAGGGAGUUCCUGCGCACCGUGCCCGGGCUCCUGAUGGUGACCGAGAUUGUAUUGGGGCUGCUGGUGUGGACCCUCAUUGCUGGAACAGAAUACUUUCUAUACCCAGCCUUCGGCUGGGUGAUGUUUGUAGCUGUGUUUUACUGGGUUCUCACCGUCUUCUUUCUGAUCAUCUACAUGACAAUGACCUACACCAGGAUCCCACAGGUGCCAUGGACCAUGGUGGGUCUGUGUUUUAAUGGAAGUGCCUUUGUUUUGUAUCUCAUUGCUGCCAUUGUAGAUGCAUCUUCAGUUACCAAAGAUCUGGACAAUCACAAUUACAACAGCUGGGCAGCUUCUUCAUUCUUUGCCUUCGUGGUUACCUCCUGCUAUGCUGGAAAUACAUAUUUUAGCUUUAUAUCCUGGCGAUCACGAACGUUGCAGUAAAUACUUUGUUAAAGUGAAUUUUGUAGUGUAAAGUACCUUGAGGAUUAUUCACUUUUGAUAAAAGGCUGGAAGAGGGGUGAGGUAUUUUUGAACAUUUCCCUUAGAAUUUACACAAUAUAAACCGAGAUCAAAUUAUUAUUUAUAAUAAUGCUGUCUUUAGAGACAUUUUUUACCCGACUUUGUACUAUAUAAUAAAAUUUCAUAUGCUUCUUUGAAAAUUAACAUGGUAUUUUUCUAGACAUUGUAUAGUUGUUACUACUAGACCUUUAAUAAAUCUUACUCAAUGUGCCACUUUUGUAAAUGUAACUUUUUAAAUGUUACUGAAUGCAACCAAAACUAAGAUUGAUAUUGUAUCAUUAUUAUGUAUGAAAAGUGACA
This is a messenger RNA of Catharus ustulatus (Swainson's thrush), 957 nucleotides long. RefSeq names its product CKLF like MARVEL transmembrane domain containing 8 (gene CMTM8). NCBI's taxonomy places the organism in Eukaryota, Metazoa, Chordata, Aves, Passeriformes, Turdidae. The transcript is spliced from 4 exons. Bases 37 to 579 code for a protein of 180 amino acids. Gene Ontology annotation, molecular function: structural constituent of myelin sheath. Gene Ontology annotation, cellular component: membrane. Gene Ontology annotation, biological process: myelination. The record is from RefSeq and is a predicted model, not a curated record.